Daldinia childiae is the source of this 702-nucleotide messenger RNA. RefSeq lists its product as uncharacterized. The record is from RefSeq and is a predicted model, not a curated record. The transcript has 3 exons. Gene Ontology annotation, cellular component: cytoplasm; nucleus. Bases 1 to 702 code for a protein of 233 amino acids. Lineage: Eukaryota; Fungi; Ascomycota; Sordariomycetes; Xylariales; Hypoxylaceae.
AUGGUCCGCAAUACUGCUCAAGGAAUACUUCUGACAGGUGGUAGUCUUCACGGUCGAGGCACCAACUCAAAGGAUUCCCUCGUGCUCACAUUUCUAGCUGCUAUUCGAUAUGAGCUAGGCGAUCAUCAUACCUACGAUUUUGUUGAGGGCGUAGUUCCCUGGGAGAUUGAUCCUGAGAUCAAGCACUUACUACCGACUGGAUACGAGACUUACACGUACUUUGACUAUACUUCAGAGAAGUCCACCCGCAAAGCCGUAGACGACUUGGAGACGUUUCUGCAGACCGACGGCCCAUACGACGGCGUUAUCGCCUUCAGCCAGGCCGCCUCCCUUGUGAGCACCUGGAUGCUCCGCCAAGCAAAAAAAGGAAAACAUAGCAACCCUGGUUUCAAGUGCGCCAUUUUCCUGUCUGCUGCUCUUCUUCCGUAUGACUUUGAGCAGCUAGAGGAAGGUCACCUCCAGCUAGUGGCGACUGCGGAGGUUGGUGAAGCCAUUAGCAUCCCGACGGCACAUGUAUGGGGAGAAGAGGAUCAAUUUUCCGAUACGGCGAGGGACUUCACAAACUUAUGCAAGUCGGAUGUUAGGUCUAUCUUCAUCCACAGAGGGGGACAUGAAGUACCGGGAGCUAGCUCCAAAGAGGCUGUAUCGCGCGCUGUCAACAUUAUCCGCCGGGCGAUUCAGCUCUCGGAGGCGUCGUUUUAA